GUUUGAAGGGAAAAAAGGGGAAAAGAGCGUCUCAAAAUCUCAUUUCAACCACCACCUCCAUCACUGCUUCCGGAAGCUCUCAUCAGCUCAAAUUUCACUAAAGUAUACUGUGAAUUUCCUGGUCUUGCAAACGAUUCGGAGCUUUGCGGCCGGCAGAGACAGUUUGCUUUAGGACGGGUUGAGGAGUGACUUUGCGAGGGAGGAUGAACGUCAUCGGAAGACAGAUGGCAAGAUCUAAUGCGACGGUGCAUCACCAGCGACAGUACUCCGAUAACUUCCUGGACUCCACGUUCAACGGGAAAUGGCUUCAGUCGUCCAAUUUCCCCUCAUCGCAGGAUUUUGGAUACUACGGAGUUCAGAGGUCCUCGAGUUUGAGAAAGAUCAGCGAUGAGAACGUUUCGCCCAGCGAACUUAGCCCUGGGUUGCUGGAUCUGCAUUCCUUCGAUACUGAGCUAUUGCCUGAGGUUCCUAGCCUGUACGAGGGAUCCUCACUUCUUCAGCCUGUUGGUAGUAAAAGUUUUGAGGACUCUGAGUCAUAUAUCCCUACAAACAAAAUAAUAGGCAGGAGCCGUGGUCCGCCUGAGAAUAACCUUCUUAAAAGCUUAUCUAUGGACAGAGAAAGAGCCAACAAUGUUGCUAAGAUCAAAGUUGUAGUGCGCAAAAGGCCAUUGAACAAAAAGGAGAUGGCAAAGAAAGAGGAAGACAUUAUUACUAUAGAACCAAAUUCUAAUUCUCUCACAGUUCAUGAGAAAAAACUAAAGGUUGAUCUAACAGAAUAUGUUGAGAGACAUGAAUUCCUAUUUGAUGCUGUGCUCAAUGAAGAUGUUUCAAAUGAUGAAGUAUAUUCUGAAACUGUGCAGCCAAUUGUUCCACUCAUUUUCCAGCGAACAAAGGCAACCUGCUUUGCAUAUGGGCAAACAGGCAAUGGAAAAACUUAUACCAUGCAACCACUGCCCCUAAAAGCAUCCCAAGAUAUUUUAAGAUUCAUGUACCGUACAUACCAGAACCAAGGUUUCAAACUGUUUGUCAGUUUCUUUGAGAUAUAUGGAGGGAAAGUCUUUGAUCUCCUAAAUGAUCGGAAAAAGCUUUGCAUGAGAGAGGAUGGGAAACAACAGGUUUGCAUUGUAGGUUUGCAGGAGUAUAGGGUAUCAGAUGUUGAGACAAUCAAAGAAUUAAUUGAGAAAGGAAAUGCCACUAGAAGCAUUGGUACUACUGGUGCAAAUGAGGAAUCCUCACGAUCACAUGCUAUACUUCAGCUUGCUGUCAAGAGAUCAGCUGAUGGCAGUGAAACAAAGCCUCCCAGACUUGUGGGAAAGCUAUCUUUCAUAGAUCUUGCAGGAAGUGAGCGUGGAGCAGAUACCACCGAUAAUGACAAAUUAACAAGAAUGGAAGGUGCCGAAAUUAAUAAAAGCUUACUUGCUUUAAAAGAAUGCAUCAGAGCCCUUGACAAUGAUCAAGGUCAUAUUCCUUUCAGAGGAAGCAAGCUAACAGAAGUUCUUAGAGAUUCUUUUGUUGGUGACUCACGGACUGUCAUGAUAUCUUGUAUAUCACCUAGCUCAGGGUCAUGUGAGCACACUCUGAAUACAUUAAGAUAUGCUGACAGAGUGAAGAGUCUAUCAAAAGGGAACAACCCUAAGAAGGAUUUGCUGUCUUCAUCUUCAAACCUGAGAGAUUCGAUUGCAUUGCCCUUGUCUUCAACUGUUACAACUGAUCUGUCCUUCGAGGAUACCAUUAAUGAUGUUCCCUUUGAAAAGAACAGAUUUGGCUGGUCAAAACAGAUUGAAAGAGAAGCAUCUCCACCUUUUAAAGUGGAUCGAGUUCCUAGUAGAAGGGCAGAGGGAAAUUUGGCCACAAAUGUGUAUUCGGAUUAUUACAAGGAUCAGAGAGGUGGUCUAAAUGGCCUUCCUGAGGAUGAUCUUAAGUACUGUGGGGAUAAUUAUGACCAAGAGAAAACAUCAUGGAAGAAUAAUAGCAAGGUGCAGAACUUCCCACUGUCAUCUUUAGAGGAGAAGCAGAAGAAUGAAACUUCGACAAAGUGGGUGGAUCACCCAACAUUUGAAGAUAACCAUUCACAUUCAGAUGAUGAUCUGAAUGCUCUAUUGAAGGAGGAAGAAGAUCUUGUAUCGUCUCACAGAAGGCAAGUUGAGGAGACAAUAGAUAUUGUUAGGGAGGAGAUGAAUCUAUUAGUUCAAGCUGACAAACCCGAUAAUCAGCUGGACGACUAUAUCUAUAAACUAAAUGCCAUUCUUUCACAGAAGGCUGCAGGAAUUCAGAAACUACAGACCAGGUUGGCGAAGUUCCGAAAGCAUUUGAAUGAGUAUAAUGUUUUAGUGUCAUCUGGCAAUGAUGAUGAAUAUAAUUAACUAAUUUGGUUUGGAUUGUGUCAUGUCUGAUAUGGUGUCAAUUUUGGUGACCAUAUGAUAUGUGAGGACUCGAAUAUCUUUCUUCCCUGGUGGCAGAAAAUUUAGAAGCCAACAAUUAUCAUCUGGUCACACACAGGGUGACAAGUUCCUUUUGCAUUGGAUGGUGAGCGUGGUAUUCUGUUUUAUCAUCAUUUUUUAUUGUCAAUGUCUGCUUUUCUAUAUUGUAUGUAAAAUUUAGCAUCAAUAAUUGAAACACCUUGUUUUGAGUUAUCAAGCUUGUCAUGAUAAGAAUUUUCAUGAUCUUGCCGCUAGCUUUUAUGGCCG
Messenger RNA from Rubroshorea leprosula, 2687 nucleotides. The record is from the annotation of a GenBank genome assembly. NCBI's taxonomy places the organism in Eukaryota, Viridiplantae, Streptophyta, Magnoliopsida, Malvales, Dipterocarpaceae.